Coregonus clupeaformis (lake whitefish) is the source of this 2158-nucleotide messenger RNA. RefSeq lists its product as uncharacterized. The annotation marks the transcript as partial. Gene Ontology annotation, molecular function: calcium ion binding. The transcript has 9 exons. The record is from RefSeq and is a predicted model, not a curated record. Gene Ontology annotation, biological process: heterophilic cell-cell adhesion; establishment or maintenance of epithelial cell apical/basal polarity. Lineage: Eukaryota; Metazoa; Chordata; Actinopteri; Salmoniformes; Salmonidae. Gene Ontology annotation, cellular component: plasma membrane; protein-containing complex.
UUGUCCAGCAGGUUUCAUAGGGGACUUCUGUGAGAUGGACGUUAAUGAAUGCUGUUCAGAUCCAUGUCUCCACGGGGCUAUCUGCCAAGACCUGCUUAACGGAUACGUCUGCCACUGCAGGGCAGGUUGGACAGGCCUUCACUGUGAGUUGGACAUUAAUGAGUGCCUUCCCCAGCCCUGCAACCAGGGGAUGUGCAUACAGAACCAGCCUGGCUACGGCUACACCUGCUUCUGUCGCCCUGGAUUUGUGGGGAAGAACUGUGAGCACAAUUACGAUGACUGCCUGCUCCAGCCGUGUCCGGGAGGAUACUCCUGUGUUGAUGGUAUCAACAAGGUCAGCUGUCAGCCAGCCGAGGGGGACAUGUCCUCUGUGCCCUGGGAGCCUUCUAUAACACAAACCCCAUGGGGCUCUCUGCUCACCACGUCACCAGUGUCACCGUACAGUGAACAACCAACAGACUCCAGCUACGUCCAGUACUCUGGUAAUUCCUACUUGGAGUUUGAGGGCAUGGACCUUGGUGCCAACAACAACAUCACUGUGAGGUUUCAGACCCGGGAGGCCCAGGGGACCAUCCUGUACGCGGACCAAGGAGGACUGACCAGGGGCUUCUUUUUCAUCAAGCUCUUCAUUCAGGAGGGAAUGCUACAGUAUGUCUUCUCCUGUAACCGAGAGGAAGGGAUCAGAAGGAUCAAUACAUCCAUCCGCGUUAACGACGGCAAUCCAUACAUCGUCUACGUCAGACAACACCUGGCGCCAUGCGAAGCGGAGCUGGUCGUGUCUGGGUAUGAGAGAGUCAGAAGCCAGCCCAGCAACUACUGGUCAGGACUCACCAUACAGAGAACAAGCCAUCUGUUUAUAGGAGGCUUGCCUCGUCGAUACCUGCCAUAUCAGGUCAAGAUUCAGCAGGAGUCAACACAUCUGUAUGGACCCAGCCACCACCAUCCCGACCGCCACUGGCUCCUACCCGCCCCUGGCAACCGGCUCCUACCCGCCCCUGGCAACCGGCUCCUACCCGCCCCUGGCAACCGGCUCCUACCCGCCCCUGGCAACCGGCUCCUACCCGCCCCUGGCAACCGGCUCCUAUACGCCCCUGGCAACCAAGUUCAGUUCCUACCCGUCCCUGGCAACAAAGUCCAGGUCCUACCCGCCCCUGGCAACCAGCCCCUACCCGCCCCUGGCAACCGGCUCCUACCCGUCCCUGGCAACAAAGUCCAGGUCCUACCCGCCCCUGGCAACCGGCUCCUACCCGUCCCUGGCAACAAAGUCCAGGUCCUACCCGUCCCUGGCAACCAGCCCCUACCCGCCCCUGGCAACCGGCUCCUACCCGUCCCUGGCAACAAAGUCCAGGUCCUACCCGUCCCUGGCAACCAGCCCCUACCCGCCCCUGGCAACCAGCCCCUACCCGCCCCUGGCAACCAGCUCCUACCCGUCCCUGGCAACAAAGUCCAGGUCCUACCCGUCCCUGGCAACCAGCCCCUACCCGGCCCUGGCAACCAGGUCCAGUUCCUACCCCUCCCUGGCAACCUGCUCCUACCCGUCCCUGGCAACCAGUUCCUGCCCAGCCCGGGCAACCAGCCCCUACCCAGCCUCGGCCACCACUGCCAGCUCCUACCCAGCCCUGGCAAACAGCCCUUACCUGGCCCUGGCAACCAGUUCCUACCCAUUCCCCACCACCAGCCCCUACCCAGUCACCAACAGCUCCCACCCAGCCACCACCACCACCAGUCUGCCAUGCCGCCCUCUGUCGUAACGGUGGGACCUGCCAUGAGCUGCGGAGGCCCAGUGGAGCUCUGUCCUUCUACUGCGACUGCCCCCUACACUUCACUGGACGCCUCUGUGAGAAAGAUACCACAAUAUUCAUCCCCUCUUUCAACGGCACGUCGUACCUGGAGCUGCCUCCCCUUGCCACUCUGCUGCAGUCUCCUGGUGCCAGCGCUGAUCCCUCUCACACUGCCAACGACACCACUGUUACCCUGUAUCUGACUGUCCAAACCAGAGCUACACAGGGCACCGUCCUCUACACUCGGGAAGAGAAUUUAGGAGAUCGGUUUCUCCACGUGUUCCUCCAGGAUGGGAUCCCUGUGGUAAAACUGGCAUGUAGUGGUGUCCAGUUGUUGAAUGCAGACACAGGCCAAACCAUCAACACUAACAGGCUGA